Messenger RNA from Brugia malayi, 1044 nucleotides. RefSeq lists its product as uncharacterized. The coding region runs from base 1 to 1044 and encodes 347 amino acids. The transcript is spliced from 9 exons. NCBI's taxonomy places the organism in Eukaryota, Metazoa, Nematoda, Chromadorea, Rhabditida, Onchocercidae. The record is from RefSeq and is a predicted model, not a curated record.
AUGAUUUCAAAUGAUGCAAAUUUAUUUGACAAUCACAAAUUAAGUAAACAAAUCGAAGAUGCUAAAUGUAAUGGCGAUUCUACCAUGAAUGAAAUUAGUUAUGGUCCAGGCGUAGUUCAAAAAUUGUGCGCUCGUUUUUUGCAAUUAUCAAAAGAGUCAAAUGUAGUGCCACAUUUGCGCUCACCACGCUUUAAACGACGAAAAGCAUCAUCAGCAGAGAAUAAUUUCACUGUAAUUAGUGAAAUUCGUCGUUGCACAUCUUCAAAGAUAACAAAUAAAAUUGAUCUUAAUGCUGAAACAAAUGAUAUGAAGAACCAUUGUGAUGAACAAAACUAUAAAAUAAAUUUUGUACCAGCAUCAAUGAAGGUAGUUGACAGGGUAGAAUUAAAUGGUACAUAUUUAUAUCAUGCUACUGUAAUUCCCUCUGAUACUAAAGCAAAUCGUAAAGCAAAAAAAAUUGAAUCAAUAAGAGAAAAGUUUGAAAAAAUCUCCGCAACCUCAUCAACUCUUCCAUCUAAGAAGGUUAAUAAAGUUCGAUUUCGACGAGACUGUAAUAAUAUACCUAUUGCGAAUGCUAAGAAAUCUGAAUCUGUAGAAAUGAAGGGACAAAUUGAAAAAGUUCAACAUGAUGGAAAUAUAGUAAAAACGGUAGUGAAAUUGGCACCAUCUGAUGAUGAUAAUCUAACGAUUACAGAGCUUCCCACAAUAUCAACCAUAUCAUACUUACCCAAUUUCCAGCAGGAAGAGGUAAACGAUCAGAUAAAAAAGUCUGAGAAAGAAUCUGAUGAAUCAAACAUAGAUGGAUCAUUUGAAUUUGAAGAUAUCAAAGCUACUUCCAUCAUUAGCAAUAAUACUUCAGUUAAAAUGGCUGAUAGAAAGCAGAACGAAGAAGAUGGUUUAAAAGAAAUUCAUCGUUUACUAAAAAAAUUUAGCACAAUUCGAGAACAACGAGCCAAAAAAAGCUUACAGAAUGAUUUAAUCGCUAAAACUAACAAUAAAUUUGAUACGAAAGAUCACAAUCAAUUGACACAAUUACAGGUAUAG